CCAAGGAAAACAUCCAGGAGAUGAGGAAGGAGCUCGAUUCGCUGCUGCAGACGGCGGAGAAGGCGUUCACCGUGGAGCUGCUGAAGAUGCCGGUUGCCAUCAGGAAAAUGAAGAGAAAAGACUUGCUCAAUUUGCUAGGAGGGGAGGAAGUGGCUCUUGCUGCUGCAGUGACUGACUGCUCUCUCGAAGACAUACCAAAUCCAAAACUGGUGAGGACCAACAGCAAAAAAGUUAAGGUAACUACAAUUGUUGAAUAUGAAGACGCCAAGCAUGUUUCUGCAAAGAAAAUAUCUAAAAAAGUUUCCAAAACAAAGUCGUUGGUUUCAUUGGCAUCUGGUUUAAAUAGCAAACUGAACCCUCUUUCUAGGUCUGUUCACUCUUCUGCAAGUGUGGCUGAGGCCAUUAAGUUUCCUGCUUCUGAUUGCAGUGCCACAAAUUUCAAAGCCACGCCAAAGGCAUCUAAAAGUGCUGGACUACAACAGACCGUCUCAAGAACGGUACCUACCAGAGGAAGAGGUCAAGGCAUGUUACUAAGAAGUAAAUCAGUACCCCAAGUUAAAACUGUUCCAUUUGUAAACAUUCCCCUGGCUGAUGGACAGACACUCUGUACGGCUGGUGGAGACCUCCAUAAUAUUGAUGUACAACUACUCAAUCAAGAUACAGUACAGCAUAUUCAUAACUUAGUGAAUGAGCUGACUGUACUAUGUGGAAAGGCAACAGCUAAACCGAGUUAA
Pterocles gutturalis (yellow-throated sandgrouse) is the source of this 734-nucleotide messenger RNA. RefSeq names its product borealin-2-like. Gene Ontology annotation, cellular component: chromosome, centromeric region; chromosome passenger complex; spindle midzone. The annotation marks the transcript as partial. The transcript has 9 exons. Gene Ontology annotation, biological process: mitotic sister chromatid segregation. Lineage: Eukaryota; Metazoa; Chordata; Aves; Pterocliformes; Pteroclidae. The record is from RefSeq and is a predicted model, not a curated record.